AUGCCACAGACGAAAGAUCAGGAAAUUUUUGAAGUCCCCAUCAACGAUAACGAAAAGGAUGAAACAACAGUUGACAUUGAAAGAAAAGUUUCUUCACCAGAAAAUAAUCAAGAUGUCAUAAGUGCAGAUUCCGAAAAGAAGAAAGAUAUUGAAGUCCAACAAGUCCAACCAACAGAACCUUACUGUGCAUUAGCUUUUAAAAGAAAAGCUAUAAUUAUAGCUAUAAUAACCCUUGCUGGUUGUUUAGGUCCUAUUGCUGGUAAUAUUUAUAUCCCAGUUUUACCCCAAUUACAAGAAGAGUUUUCGGUUUCUGCAGCUACUAUUAAUGGAACAGUUUCGGUAUUUAUGGUUGUGUUUGCCAUUGCACCGUUGAUUUGGGCUUCUUGGGCAGAUUAUGGAGGUAGAAAAUUAUUAUAUUUAAUACCUUUGGUUUUCUUUAUAUUGGCUAAUAUUCUUUUAGCUUCUGUUCCUGCAAAUAUUACUGCUUUAUACAUCUUAAGAAUUUUACAAGCAUUUGGUGCAUCAAGUGUUAUAUCAGUUGGUGCAGGUACUGUUACAGAUAUUAUAGAACCAAAGAAUAGAGCUAAAGCAAUUUCAAUUUUCAUGUGGGGUCCACAACUUGGUCCAGUUUUAGGACCCGUACUUUCAAUAAUUGCUACUAAAGGUGAUUGGAGAUGGAUAUUUGGGUUUUUGGCCCUUUUUGGUAGUGUUGUCUACAUUAUCAUCUUAUUCUUUCUUCCAGAAACUUUAAGGUAUUUAGUGGGUAAUUCCUCUUGUUAUGAAAACACAUCAAUUUUUGUGAAACCAAAAUGGAAACAAGAAAAAUUAGUGGAUGGAUAUCCAGUACCACCAAAACCAAGUCUUAAAAAUUAUUGGAAAAUUUUAAAAUACAAGCCUGUUUUGAUUUGUUCAAUUAAUGGUGGUUUAUUGUUUGCUACAUUCUAUGGAGUCUCAAUAACAUUUGCACGUGUUUUGCGAGACCAAUAUUCAUUUACUAAUGCUCAAGUUAGUGCAAGUUAUAUCUGUCCUGGCUUUUCAUUAAUCGUAGGUUCAACAGUAGGUGGUUGGUUAUCUGAUAAAUUAAGAGCAAGAAUGAUUAGAAAACAACCUGAUAAAUAUGUUGCAGAACAUAGAUUUUCAUUACAGAUUUUUGGUCUUGUUAUUUCUAUGGCGGGAAUUUUGGGUUAUGCAUGGACAGUUGACAAGCACGUUCAUGUUUCUGCUGUAUUUAUAUUUACCUUUUUGACAGGGUUUGGUAUGACUUGGGUAUUUGUUGCUAAUACUACAUAUUUAACUGAAUGUUCAACUGGUCAACCUGCCACAAAUGUUGCAAUUGGAAAUUUUGCAAGAAAUAUUUCUGCUACCAUAUGUACCGCAAUCAUUGAACCACUUAUUAAUAGAAUGGGAUUUGGCUGGUGUUUAACUGGAUUAGGAUUAACAGAUUUAGCCGGUAUCGGGUUUGUCAUUGUUUUAUUAAAAUAUGGACCUAAAUGGAGACGUGAAUAUGUAGAAUCUAAAUAA
This is a messenger RNA of Candida tropicalis MYA-3404, 1521 nucleotides long. RefSeq lists its product as uncharacterized. The record is from RefSeq and is a predicted model, not a curated record. Gene Ontology annotation, biological process: transmembrane transport; amine transport. Gene Ontology annotation, molecular function: amine transmembrane transporter activity. Lineage: Eukaryota; Fungi; Ascomycota; Pichiomycetes; Serinales; Debaryomycetaceae. The transcript has a single exon. Bases 1 to 1521 code for a protein of 506 amino acids.